UGACAGUCUGGGAAGUAGUUCGCUGUGCGCGCCCAGUGGGAAGGUGAUGGCGGUGCAGCUUUGUGCUCUGCAGGGUGAUAAUCCCAGCAGAGAUGGGCUGAUCUUUUGAGUUCCAGGCUAGUGACGUGUGUUCUGCUUGCAUGUAUGCCUGCAUGCCAGAAGAGGGUACCAGAUCUCAGAUGAGUCACCAUAUGGUUCCUGGGAACUGAACUCAGAACCUCUGGAAGAAUAACCAGUACUCUUAAUCUCUGAGUCAUCUCUCCAGCCCUGAUUUAAAGCUUUAAGGAUCCACUCUGGCUACUCCGAUCCUAGCGGAGGAGGAUCUUAACGUCCGGAGCAUCCCUGGGCCAGUGAGCAGGCAAGCCUGAGCUGCAUAGUAAGAGACUAUUUCAAAAAAGCCCAAGACAAAAAACUAAGCCUGGAGCGGUGGCAUAGCCAGUAAUCCAGCCCUUGGGAGACCCAGAGCAGAGUCAGGAGUUUAAAGUCAUCAUCCAUUAUCUACUAUGUAGAGAGUUCAAGGACAGCCUGGGUCACUUUAAAGUUUAAAGUAACGAAGCGACGUUUUUCUUAUUGGACCAGUGUCUCCUCCCAGGUCCAUACUAUGGGAAACAAAAAGCCUCUCAGGAGUUUUGGACGACGUUCACUCCCAGUUUUUUUUUUUUUUUUUUUUUUUUAAUUGCUCGGCUUGGUAGGAGUCCGGCCGCUGCUGAAAACUUCCGUUGCUCUCAUUGGUUCUCAGACCUCAGGCCCCGCCUCCUCUCGGAUGGACCAAUUGAGGCGCGAGUUGUGGUUUAAACCGCGCGGUGUGAGGGGUCGUUGGUGGCGCAGUCUUGGAGUAAUCCAGCAUGGCUACUCUAAUCUUUGUUGAUAAGGAUAAUGAAGAACCAGGCAGCCGUUUGGCAUCUAAGGAUGGCUUGAAGCUGGGCUCUGGUGCCAAGGCCUUAGAUGGGAAAUUACAGGUCUCGACACCACGUGUUGGCAAAGUGUUCAGUGCUCCAGCCUUGCCUAAGUCCAGCAGGAAGGCUUUGGGAACUGUCAACAGAGUUACAGAAAAGCUGGCGAGGACCAAUAGACCCCUCAAACAAAAACAGCCAACCUUGACUGUGAAGAAGAUCACGGAGAAGGCUGCUAAGACACAAGGCUCUGUUCCUGCUUCUGAUGAUGCCUACCCAGAAAUAGAAAACUUCUUCCCCUUCAAUCCUCUAGACUUUGAGAGUUUCGACCUGCCUGAGGAGCACCAGAUUGCACACCUCCCCUUGAGUGGCGUGCCUCUCAUGAUCCUGAACGAGGAGAAAGGGCUUGAGAAGCUGCUGCACCUGGACCCCCCUUCACCUCUGAAGACACCCUUUUUACCGUGGGAGUCUAAUCCAAUGCAGUCUCCUUCCAGCAUUCUCUCCACCCUGGAUAUUGAAUUGCCGCCUGUUUGUUACGAUGCAGAUAUUUAAACUUUUUAUUCCUUUAUAGUUUAUGUACAUUAUGUUAAUAAAGCAAUUGUGUGUGUGCAGAA
This is a messenger RNA of Psammomys obesus (fat sand rat), 1507 nucleotides long. It is a transcript of the gene Pttg1, whose product is annotated as PTTG1 regulator of sister chromatid separation, securin. The record is from RefSeq and is a predicted model, not a curated record. Gene Ontology annotation, cellular component: cytoplasm; nucleus. Lineage: Eukaryota; Metazoa; Chordata; Mammalia; Rodentia; Muridae. Bases 846 to 1445 code for a protein of 199 amino acids. Gene Ontology annotation, biological process: chromosome organization. The transcript has 8 exons.